CACCCACCGAGCCAGUUGCUGUUGACUACUGCCGAGGCAAACAACGAAGAGCGAUGGGCUCGUUCAUGAGCAGCGUGUCGCUGUACCAAGCGGUACUCCACGGCAACAACAAGGAGGUCAAGGCGUUGCUCGCCGCCGGCGUCAACCCCGACGCCUAUGCCAACGCGAAAGGCGCGACGCCGCUGCUCGUCGCCGCCGACAAGGGCCACGUCCAGAUCGUCGAGUGGCUCGUCGCCGCCGACGCCAACGUCAACCACCCAGCCGAGGGCGGCGUGACGGCGCUCUCGAUGGCGGCGCAGCACGGCCAUGCCGACGUCGUCGCCCUCCUUCUCAAGGCCAAGGCGAAUGUCAACCAAGCGCGCUACGACGGAUGGACGCCGCUGCUGAUCGCGGCCAAUGGCGGCUUUGACCGCAUCGUCGAGAUGCUCUUGGCGGCGAAAGCCAACGUCAACCAGGCGACGGCGCUUGGGUCGACGCCGCUGGCCUACGCUGCGCAGCACGGCCACGUGAGUAUCGUGCGCAUGCUCUUGACCGCCAACGCUAAUGUGAACCAGUCGUCCCAGAGAGGAGAAACACCGCUGUUUGUGGCGGCGGAGACGGGCCAAGCGGCGGUGAUUCCGUGGCUUUUGCACGCCCACGCCGAGCUCGACAAGGCUGACAACAAUGGGGUGACACCGAUCAUGGCCGCCGCUGCCAACAACCAAGCACAUGUUGUCGCGCUCCUCACGGACGCCAAACAACGAGUGUUGUCGGCGCCGUCGUCGCGGUCUUCGCCGCCGUCCAGCACGUCGUCGCUAAAAGCGGUGCCCAUGGAGCUCACCGAGAUGCGCUGCCAGUCGUGCAACACCCCGAAUGCCAUGGCCUCCGACACCUGCACCGCCUGCGACGAGCCGUUGCCGUCAGCCGCAACGAAGCUCGCCAUUUUGCUCAAGCGCGUCGACGGCGCGGCGAUCGAUGACGAGCUCGCGUGCGCGUUUUGCGACACCUUCAACCCGAUGCUUUCGUCUGUCUGCAGCGGCUGCGACGACGCCAUGCCCGACGACAAGGCCAAGCUGCGAAUCCUUGUCGCCCGGAUCGAGAGAGCGGCGCAGCACGCAUCGCUGGGCUCGCCCCGGCCAUGAGAGACCGACGCCGUCGAGUCGCUUGUCGUGUGGUAGCAAGCACCAUCGCCCGCCGUCGACGCCGAGCGUGCACACCGUGGAACCAUUGGAUAGCACGGAUAUGUAUAUAAACAAAAGCUGAUACAUACGCUUAUUGCACGG
This is a messenger RNA of Saprolegnia parasitica CBS 223.65, 1262 nucleotides long. RefSeq lists its product as hypothetical. The transcript has 8 exons. Gene Ontology annotation, molecular function: protein binding. The record is from RefSeq and is a predicted model, not a curated record. Bases 54 to 1121 code for a protein of 355 amino acids. Lineage: Eukaryota; Oomycota; Saprolegniomycetes; Saprolegniales; Saprolegniaceae.